Babesia bigemina is the source of this 756-nucleotide messenger RNA. Its product is annotated as thymidylate kinase, putative. The coding region runs from base 1 to 756 and encodes 251 amino acids. The record is from RefSeq and is a predicted model, not a curated record. Gene Ontology annotation, molecular function: dTMP kinase activity; ATP binding. NCBI's taxonomy places the organism in Eukaryota, Apicomplexa, Aconoidasida, Piroplasmida, Babesiidae. The transcript has 6 exons. Gene Ontology annotation, biological process: dUDP biosynthetic process; dTTP biosynthetic process; dTDP biosynthetic process. Gene Ontology annotation, cellular component: cytosol; mitochondrion; nucleus.
AUGUCGGACAGCGCCCGUGCGAACAUCCGCCUUCCUGGCAAGCUGUUUGUGUUCGAGGGUAUAGACAGGUCGGGGAAGACCACGCAGCUGAAGCUGCUAUCGCAAAAACUGACUUCCGAGGGCAUCAGCCACCGGCUGCUCAAAUUCCCAUGUGUGGACACUAAGUGCGGCAAAGUGCUCGUGGAGCACCUGGCAUCGCGCGACGCUGUGCGUUCCCGCCGUGCCAUCCACCUGCUUUUCUCAGCAAAUCGCUGGGAGAUGAUGAAGGAGGUGGUGUCGACUCUGGAGUCAGGAACUCACAUUUUGAUGGACCGAUACGCAUUCUCCGGAGUGGCCUAUUCAGUGGGAGCUGAGAACCUCUCCUACGAGUGGUGUAUAUGGCCCGAUGACGGGUUGGUGAGCCCUGACCUUGUCAUCUACCUGGACAACCCGGCUACGGUCAGCGCUAGUCGCAGCAACUUCGGUAAGGCGCCCACGCAACCUUCCGCACAUGCUGCUCAAGGUGAGGAGCGCUACGAGGAAGUUUGCAAGCUGGAAGCAGUACGCCGUGUGUACGACCAGUUCCGCGUCCUGCCCUUCUGGCAGUGCUUCGACGCCACGCAGUCCAAAGAGGACCUCAGCAACGAGAUAUACGAGGCAAUAGCACCGGUUUUACGCAGCGAGCCCCGACGCCUGUCCGAUACCGACCUUCACUUGCCCCGGGACGUCACGUUGACCAGCAACGGCAGCGUGCACCUGCUGCCGCCCUUUGUUUGA